CCUUGAUUAUCACCCCUUCACCCUGCUUAUUCGCCCUGGUCGGAAGUAUAUAUAAAUCCUGGAGUUAUUUCAUGGGUCCGUAGUUCGUCCUGGACCCCAUUCAGAGCCAUUUUCAACGACUACCGACUUGCAUCUCGUCACCCAUCUACAGGAUCAUGAAGUUCUGUGCAGUCUUCAUUCUGGCACCUACGUCCAUCUUUGUUCUUCUUCAGAGCUGUGAGGCGCGUAGCCUUAUAUGUAAACAGUGUGUGGGCAAUGAAUGUAACGUGGAGCCGGAAUCCUGCGAGCACGGCAUCGAACGUGAUUACUGCGGUUGGAAAGUGUGUGCCAAGAAUGCCAAAAGUAUUACCAUAAUUCAUAAAGGAAUUACCGUAAAUUGUUAUAAAAUAUCAAACUAUUUCAUUUACUCAUAUGAACAAUGUUACUCUACCCUUCACGCCAAAGGCGUGCUCAUAAAUUUACUUGGAUUUUCCCUAUUUAUAUCUACAUUACAGGGUCCAGGAGAAUACUGCGGUGGGCCGUCAGAUGUGAGGGGAAAAUGUGGCGAAGGGAUGCAUUGUGCCUGCGGAAAAUGCAAUGGAUGCUCUCUCAGUACGCUUGAUUGUUACUUUGGUCUUGAUCAACUCCAGUGCCUGGUUUGAAGAAAUCGCCGCGUAUUGGCCAGCCGGCUAACUUAUUACAGCCCUUAAUCAUAAGACAUCUGAGUCUGGCUGUUGGUUUUGGAACUGUGAUGUUCAUUUAUUUGUCAGUAUUAUUAUUCUUAAAGAUGUGUGCUAUUUAGAGCGCGGUCUUCUGGGUUGUAACGUCUUGUAGUUCGGAGACAACUUGACGUUUCGGAGGAAUAUAUCGCCUCUAUCUUCAAAGUCGAAGAAUAAGCCAAAGAAGGAACUAGCAGAAGCGGGUGGCAAGGCAGGAUCUUACCUGGUUUGCACUUCGACCAUGAAGAUGGAAAAAAUAUGUUUCUCCGAAACGAAAUUUCUCCAAACUACAUGAUGUUAGAACCCAAAAAUCACAUCCUUCAUAGUGACCACCGUGAGAACCCGAAGUUCAACAUAUAUGCUAUUUAUGUUAUAUUUAUAAUUUUACAUGAAGAUGGAGCGAAAUGGAAUGAUCACAGUAAUAGCGGUUUCCUGAUGUCAUUUGCACAGGAAUUGUGCAACAUGAAAGCUGUCUCAGAUUAGUCUCAUGUGAAUGUUUAUGGCAUUUAUUUAUUAUUCCAUUAUUAUUUUAUUAGCAACUUCUCUAGUUCGUAAGGCAAACAGAGCUUAAUUAGCAAUCUAAAACUUCGAGUAAUUUUUAGGACGGUGCACAUUGCAUUGUUAAUUUAAAUAUUAUUAGAAUAUCUGUAUUUUCUAUAAUUUGAAAUCUUUUUUUUAACUUCAGUGAAAACACUGCGUCCAUAGUUCACUAUUACCAAAUAAAGAUGUAAACUUCUUGUGGAUUGGAGCACUUUUAUUCAGAACCUUCAUGUCUCUUAUGCUCGGCGCAGUGUUACUCCGCAUGCGCACCUCGUCCUGAGACUCCACGUACAUCCACAUGUCCAUGACGCCAUAUAAUUCAGGGAAAUAAGACGGAAGACAUUAAGGCAGACAGUGAAUUAAUGCACUUUUUCGUUAACUUUGGCUUUUGUCUGUUGGCAGUUGAAAGAUUUAUGAUAUACAGUAUUUUCAGUACGGAAUACUGUAUCUUACGGUGGUAAACAAGCAUCAAGCUUUCACAGAAACUAACGUUUUUGUAAUGUUGGUACAGAAUGCCUAUGUUUAGAACAUUUACUUCACUUUCUUUUGAUAAAAUGGUGCACCAACUUUCCGAACUAAAUCAGGGCUACAAAGCGUCAAACAUCUGAGGGGUCGCAAUGCAUUUUAGGUAAAAACCCACAGGCCUUUUUGAAAAAAAUAGAUAUUUUUAGCAUAUCCCUCUAAAUGUCUGACCUGCUAUGUUCAUAUCUAUGAACAUAAAUUCGGGGAGGACCUAAUAUAAGUUACCAACUCCAACAGUUCCUCUAUUAUUCUGUUAUUCUGCUGCGGAAACGUGUGUUAAUUUUGUAGCAAUGGUCUGGUUUUCCCACAAGCCUCUCCUCAGCUGCAGAAACGUGCCUAACGAGCCGUUGCCUAGCAAUGAACUGUUCUGGCUUUCAGGCGUCAAGUCACAAUAUUUAUUUAAGUUAAAUUCUGUCGGGUUAACGGUGUUUAAAAAUGAACCACUAAAUUUGUACUAAACUGAUCAAUAUUGCGUACAGUCCCGGAGGCAGAAGCCUGAUAAUCCCAUACUCGUGUGCUAUUUACGUGUCGUGCGGAAUCAAAUGGAAAAUUAUACAGAAUGUUUAGUAAGAAACUUCCUUGAAGUUUUUAGACAAGAGUCGCCGUUCUUUAAAGAAAAGGAGAGUAUUAAAUGAAUAUCUUUUAGAGUGGUAGGAUAUUCUCACAUGCUACACAAAAACAAACGGCGGCCUCAUGCGGCCCGUGUGUCCCUAGUUGCCCUAAACGAAACAGAGUGUCCGGUGAUUCCUAGGUUACUUAACGACGUUUCAGUUAUUACAAUUACAUAUGUAAGAGUGAUCAUGAAUAAAGUGUAGGUAAGGUGCAAAGGGCGGAAAUAUUUUAAGAUAUUUUUUGUGAAUAUUGACAGCCAGGGUAGCGUAGUCGAUAUAGCGACUGGCUGCGGGCUGGACGACCGAGGGGUCGG
Cryptotermes secundus is the source of this 2685-nucleotide messenger RNA. RefSeq lists its product as uncharacterized. The coding region runs from base 156 to 641 and encodes 161 amino acids. Lineage: Eukaryota; Metazoa; Arthropoda; Insecta; Blattodea; Kalotermitidae. The transcript is spliced from 4 exons. The record is from RefSeq and is a predicted model, not a curated record.